Messenger RNA from Lampris incognitus (smalleye Pacific opah), 7881 nucleotides. It is a transcript of the gene med13a, whose product is annotated as mediator complex subunit 13a. Lineage: Eukaryota; Metazoa; Chordata; Actinopteri; Lampriformes; Lampridae. The coding region runs from base 417 to 6878 and encodes 2153 amino acids. Gene Ontology annotation, cellular component: mediator complex. Gene Ontology annotation, molecular function: transcription coregulator activity. Gene Ontology annotation, biological process: regulation of transcription by RNA polymerase II. The transcript is spliced from 30 exons. The record is from RefSeq and is a predicted model, not a curated record.
CUUUUCUUUUUGUUUUAUGGACAUUUUUUUUUUCCGCCUCCCUCUUUUAUUUUUUUGUUGUUUUUGUUGUUUUCCGCUGCGCUUUUGUGGAGAUGUCGAAAUAAGAGACGGCGGCGUCUCCAUCCAGGGGCUCUCUCUCUCUCGCUCUCUUUUUCUUUUUUUCUUUUCUUUUUCUUCUUCUUUUUUUUCUCCAAUCUUUGUCGGGAAACUGCAAUCGGGAGGCUGUUGAAUUAACUCUCCUCCGGCCAAAUGUCGAGAGAGAGAAAACCCGGGGCUGAUUAAGCCCAGCGUCUUAGAAGAAGAAGAAGAAGAAGAAGGAGAAGAAGAAGAAGAAAACAGCAAUUUGUGCAAACUGUUUUAAUUUCCCGGGAAGUGAACAAUGAUGGACCGCCGGAGCUCGCAGUGAGACGUGCAGGAUGACUUCUUGUUUCGUGCCGAACGGGGCCAGCCUGGAGGAUUGCCAUUCCAACCUAUUCUGUCUGGCUGACCUGACAGGGAUCAAAUGGAAGAGGUUUGUCUGGCAGGGCCCUACCUCCGCACCCAUUCUCUUCCCGGUGACGGAGGAGGACCCCAUCCUAUGCAGCUUCAGCCGCUGCCUGAAGGCCGAUGUGCUGAGCGUGUGGCGCCGGAGCCAGCGGCAGGGCCGGAGGGAACUCUGGCUCUUCUGGUGGGGAGACGACCCCAACUUCGCCGACCUCAUCCACCACGAGCUCGCAGCCGAGGACGAUGGUCUGUGGGAGAACGGGCUUUCCUAUGAGUGUCGCACGCUGCUGUUCAAGGCCAUCCACAACCUGCUGGAGCGCUGCCUGAUGAACCGCAGCUUCGUGCGCAUCGGGAAGUGGUUCGUCAAACCGUACGAGAAGGACGAGAAGCCCAUCAACAAGAGCGAACACCUGUCAUGCGCCUUCACCUUCUUCCUGCACGGCGAGAGCAAUGUGUGCACCAGCGUGGAGAUCAACCAGCACCAGCCUGUCUACCACCUGACGGAGGAGCAUCUCACCCUGGCCCAGCAGGCCUCCAGCCCCUUCCAAGUGAUCCUGAGUCCGUUCGGUUUGAACGGGACCCUGACAGGUCAGUCGUUUAAGCUGUCGGACCCUCCCACCCAGAAGCUGAUAGAGGAGUGGAACCAGUUCUAUCCCAUCAGCCUCAGCGCCAAGGAGGGCGUAGCGGAGGACAAGACGGAGGACAUGGACUGGGAGGACGACUCGCUGGCCUCUGUGGAGGUUCUUGUCGGCGGCGUGCGGAUGGUGUACCCAGCCUGCUUGGUGCUGGUGCCCCAAUCCGACAUCCCCGUCGUGGCCCCUGUGGGGUCUUCCCACUGCACCGCUGUCUACUCGGGUGGCCACCAAGUGCCUGCUUCCCAGCGGGAGCCCGCCAUCUCCUCAGUGACCCUCACCCCUCCCACCUCGCCUGAGGAGGCACAGACGGUGGACUCCCAUUCAGCCCAGAAGUGGGUGAGGCUGUCUUCAUCGUCCGACGGCUUCAGCGUGGACAGCACCAGCCACCAUGGGGGCAAAAUCCCACGCCGGCUUGCCAGCCAUGUGGUGGAGCGCGUCUGGCAAGAGUGCAAUAUCAACCGAGCCCAGAACAAGCGGAAGUUUUCAGCCACAUCAAACGGUACUUGCGAGGAGGAGCCGAUGGAGAAAAUUGGAGUCUGGGAUUUUGUGGAGCCUUCGCAAAGGUCUUACUGCACCUGCUCUAGAUAUAAAUCGGUAAAACAGCGAACGGGCAGCACACCAGGCCAAGCACAGUCGGCAGGCCAGGCCUCCCAGCCCGCCACCAAGCACAAGGCCGGGGGAGAGAAGCCGGAAAAGGGAGACAAGCAGCAAAAAAGACCCCAGACGCCCUUCCACCACCGCAGCCUGGCCAGCGACGACGCCUCCAUGGACACCGAGGCGACGGCCGGGCAGAGGCUGGCCAUGAGGGGCCAAGACGGGGGAAGAUUCCCCAGCAUCCGCCCCACCGAUGUGUCCGCCAUCCCAAAGCCCCCUCAGCUCCACAGCGGCACCAUUGGCACGGGGCCAUCAGAGCAGGCUAGCUCCCCUCAACCCCCACCACUCAGCCCCCACCCUUGCGAGCGCAGCGAGGAUACGGGAGAGGGUAUGAAGAACCCUUCCACCCCCAACAGUCAACACUUCUACCAGCCACCCCCGGAGCCCUGCCUUGUAGGGGUGAAGGGCGGCGGUGAGGAGCCCGGUGGGCUCGAGGGUCUGACCCAGCACUUCCUCCACCACCCCAACCACCCACACACAGGGGUGGCGGCCUUCCCCGAGCCCCCGGAGCCCACUUUGUAUGUGGGCCCAGCAGUCAACUUAGAGGAGGACAGCUCUCAUGCCCCCUGGAGGUUCUUCAACCUGCCCCGCAGGAAAGAAGCUGAGCUGCCAACACUGCAGCUGCCUGGGGACAAGCUGAGAGACGAGUCGUCGACGUCACAGGACAACCUGGUGUCCGUCACCGAGCUUAUGUCAACAACCCAUCGCCCACUGAAAGUGUCCGAAGAGCGUGUUCAGAUGUAUCGGGUCAGGCAGAACCAGUACCUGUCCGCCGCCAUCAGCGACGGUGACCACGAGCCAGAGGUGGACCCUUAUGCCUUUGAGGAAGGAGAUGUCAAAUUCACUUUCUCCAACAAGAAGGACAAAGUGGGCUCUGAGCGUGAGGCCGGCAAGAAACACAAGGGAGAAGACGGAAGCUCGGGUUCAUCAGACGAUGCCCAGCGGGCAGCCGCCCACAACCGCAUGGCCUCCACCAGCCUGAUCUACGAGACGGACCUUGUGGUGUCCAUCAAUGACCUGGACAACCUCUUCAACUCAGACGAGGAUGAGCUGGUGCCCGGUUCCAGGCGAGCGGUGAAUGGAACGGAUGACAAAUUCGGCACUAAGGAACCAAAGCCGGCCACCCUGGACCCUGUGUCCUGCAUCACGGACCUCCACCAGAUGUUCCCCACACCCCCCUCCCUGGAGCAGCACAUCAUGGGCUACUCCCCCAUGAACAUGUGCAGCAAGGAGUACAGCAACCUGGAGUCCACCCCUGGCAUGACCACGCUGGACGGCACCUCCUCCCUCGGGGGCCACUUCAGAAUCGAGGUGGAGGAGAGCUUCUGCAGCCCCAAGCCUUCUGAGAUCAAGGACUACUCUUUUGUCUACAAGCCAGAGCUGUGCCAGGCAUUUGUUGGCUGCUCCAUGUUCGCUCCUCUGAAGAUGUUGCCCAGCCAGUGUCUGCCGCCCAUCAAGCUGCCGGAGGAGUGCAUAUACCGGCCGAGCUGGACCAUGGGCAGGGAGAUGCUCAACCCUGUGCCUGUCAUGACCUUUCUCAACAAGGACUGCAACAUCCCCAGCGUAGGCAGCACUAUGGACCAGGACUACAGCCAGAGUUACACCCCACAGACGCACACGCCCUUUAUGUCCAACAGCGCGCCGCCCAGUAACAGCGGCGCGGGCAUCCUCCCUUCCCCAGCAACGCCGCGCUUCUCGGCCCCCACGCCGCGUACGCCCCGCACCCCACGAACUCCCCGGGGGCCCGCCAGCGUCACGGGCUCACUCAAGUACGAGAACUCGGACCUGUACUCGCCGGCGUCCACCCCCUCCACCUGCCGACCGCUCAACUCCGUGGAGCCCGCCACGGUGCCCUCCAUCCCCGAGGCCCACAGCCUCUACGUCACCCUCAUCCUUUCCGAGUCAGUCAUGAACCUCUUCAAAGACUGCAAUUUCGACAGCUGCUGCAUCUGCGAGUGCAACAUGAACAUCAAGGGUGCCGACGUGGGGGUGUACCUGAGCGACCCCAUCGGCGAGGCCCAGGUCCCCUGCAGUUGCGGCUUCAGUGCCGUGGUCAACCGCCGCUACGGCAACAGCUCGGGCCUCUUCCUGGAGGACGAGCUGGACAUCAUUGGCCGUGGCUCGGACAGCAGCCGCGAGGCGGAGAAGCGCUUUGAGGAGCUACGGCUCUCCUCACUGGAAAGGACUGGGUCGGGCAAAGGGGAGCACGUUCCUGACGAGCUCAUCCUGCUCCUGCAGGACCAGUGCACCAACCCCUUCUCACCAGUCUCCAGCCUGGAACAUGAAGGACCGCCGCGGGGGCUGGGCGGGGUCCCGGCACCGCCCUGCGUGAGGGUGGAGGAGCGUGACUACCAUAGCGACUGCUACAUGGCCCUGGAGCAUGGCAGGCAAUUCAUGGACAACAUGUCAGGGGGCAAGGUGGACGAGGCGCUGGUCAAGAGCACCUGCCUGCACCACUGGGCCAAACAAAAUGCAGUGGACGUGAGUGCACUGUGCUCUCAGGACGUGCUGCGGGUUCUCAUGUCCCUGCAGCCGGUACUACAGGACGCCAUCCAGAAAAAGAGGAUGGUGCGCUCAUGGGGCGUCCAGGGACCUCUCACCUGGCAGCAGUUCCACAAGAUGGCUGGCCGGGGCUCCUACGGUACAGAUGAGUCCCCUGAGCCGCUGCCUAUCCCGACCUUCCUGGUGGGGUACGAGUAUGAUUUUGUGGUGCUGUCUCCGUUUGGCCUUCCCUACUGGGAGAAGCUGCUGCUAGACCCGUUUGGCUCCCAGCGGGACGUCGGGUACCUGGUGGUGUGUCCCGACAAUGAGGCCCUGCUGAGCGGAGCCAAGAGCUUUUUCCGAGACCUCACUGCUGUCUAUGAGUCAUGUCGACUGGGACAGCAUAGGCCUAUUUCGAAAGGCCACCCUGACGGCAUAGUACUCGUGGGCAGCACUGCGGCUAAGAAGCUAGCAGAGCAACCGGUGAGCGACUGGUUCCUCAAGGCUGCCAGCAGCAAUGACGACGCCUUUACUAAGCUCAAACUCUAUGCACAAGUGUGCCGCCAUGACCUCGCUCCCUACCUUGCCUCACAGCCAUUGGAUGGCUCCCUUUUAACGCAGCCCAGUCCCCCAUUCUCAUCUAAUCAGUCGCCAUCCUCACAACUGUCAAACACCUCCAUCUCCUCCGGCUCAGCUGGCCAGCAGGGAUCAGUGACCUCUGGAGGUUCCUCCCUCUCCAGCAGCAGCAGUAGUGGCCCGCCUGGCAACAGCUCUAGUUCAACCAAUGGUGCCAACAGCUUGGUGGCAUCCUCAGGCCAGCAGGGUGGUGGAAUGUCGUCGUCCAAGCCCACCUCUUUCCCUCCUUUUGGGAGCAUGGGCGGCCAGGGUCAAGGAUGUGGCCCCCAGAGCGGACAGCUGGGACAGCAGGCUGGUACCCAGAACACUGGCACCUCAGGGGACAACUCCAGUAACCAGGCCCAGGGGCCCAUCGAACCUCCGGAAAGUACCUUGGAACGAGAGAAGGUAGGCGUGCCUACAGAUGGGGAUUCCCAUGCCAUUACCUACCCACCAGCCAUUGUGGUUUACAUCGUGGACCCUUUUAGUUAUGAGGAGGUCGAAGGAGGCCCAGGCCCAGUGCCAGCCCACUCGAGCGUGUGGACGCUGGGGCUGCUGCGCUGCUACCUGGAGAUGCUUCAGUUUCUGCCCCCACACAUCCGCAACUCCAUCUCCGUACAGAUCAUCCCCUGCCAGUACCUGCUCCAGCCGGUAAGAGGAGAGGACCGCCACAUAUACGCCCAGCAUCUCAAGUCUCUAGCCUUCUCGGUCUUCGCCCAGUGCCGACGGCCGCUGCCCACCUCAACCAACGUCAAGUCACUUACGGGUUUUGGCCCCGGGUUGGCCAUCGACACAGCACUUAAGAGCCCAGAGAGGCCAGAGUGUCUGCGUCUGUACACACCUCCCUUCAUACUGGCGCCAGUGAAGGACAAGCAGACGGAGCUUGGGGAGACAUUUGGCGAGGCAUCCCAGAAGUACAACGUGCUGUUUGUUGGCUAUUGUCUGUCCCAUGACCAACGCUGGCUCCUGGCUACCUGCACUGACCUGUAUGGGGAGCUUCUGGAGACAUGCAUCAUCAGCAUCGACGUGCCCAACAGGGCGCGGAGGAAAAAGGGGUCUGCUCGGAGGCUAGGUCUGCAGAAGCUUUGGGAUUGGUGCUUGGGGCUGGUGCAGAUGACGUCGGUCCCUUGGAGGGUGGUGAUUGGCCGGCUGGGCAGGAUAGGGCACGGGGAACUAAAAGACUGGAGUAUUCUGCUGAACCGGAGAAACCUCCAGUCUCUGAGUCGCCGCUUGAAGGAGAUGUGUCGCAUGUGCGGCAUCUCCGCCUCAGACACUCCCAGCAUCCUCAGCGUAUGCUUGGUCGCCAUGGAGCCCCAGGGAUCCUUUCUCAUCAUGCCAGACUCGGUGUCGACAGGCUCGGUGUUCGGCCGCAGCACAACGCUAAACAUGCAGACGUCGCAGUUGAGCACGCCGCAGGACACAUCCUGCACCCACAUCCUGGUGUUCCCCACCUCUGCCUUCGUCCAGGUCGCCAACUCCAACUACACCAGCAUCGACACCAACAUCGACAUCCUCAACGCCACCACUGAUGGGUCCGAUGCUAUGGGGAUCAUUGACCUGCUGGACCAGGAGAACGAGCUGGUGGACCCGGACAUCAUCAACAUCUCACCCAACACCUCGCCGGGCCAAAUUACAGACCGCAUGGAAUCGCCCAACCUGCUGCAGCAGCCCCUGGCCCUGGGCUACCUGGUCUCCACGGCCAAAGCCGGCCCACUCCCUGACUGGUUCUGGUCAGCGUGCCCACAAGCUCAGCACCAGUGUCCACUCUUCCUCAAGGCCUCUUUGCACCUCCAUGUGUCUUCAGUGCAAUCAGAUGAACUACUGCACAGCAAACACUCCCAUCCCCUCGACUCCAAUCAGACCUCAGACGUACUCAGAUUCGUGUUGGAGCAAUACAAUGCCCUCUCCUGGCUGACGUGCGACCCGGCCACACAGGACCGGCGUUCCUGCCUGCCCAUCCACUUCGUGGUGCUCAACCAGAUGUACAACUUCAUCAUGAACAUGUUGUAACCAGCAAAUGGCCUGCACGGGCCGCAGAGGCGCGUUGGGACAGCAGGGUGAGAGCAGCUACUCCAGAGGGGCGCUCGCUGUGACGGCGGAAGACGGCGAGAGCAACGCCAAGAGUGUGGAGCGCGAUCUGGCGCGAGACUGAGUCAGAGGACUGCUGCCAUAGUGGCAGUGCUGUCCCUAUGUGUGUGUGAGAGAGAGACAGACAGACACACACACACACACACUGAAAAGGAAAGGAAGAGGUGAAAAGCAGUACUGGAGUUAUAAUUAAUGAAAGUGAGAGGAUGACAGAAUGGUUGCCAUGGUAACUCCUGUGGCAGCACAGUCAUUGGCCAGUCUGUGAUGGAGAAUCAUGUCUGUAUUUGUAAAGUUCUCGGAAGAAAAGGGACAUAUUUGAUUGGAGGAAGAAAAAAAAAACCCCAGUCAAGAAUGGAUCUUUGGUUUUAAGACCUGAAAUUCCUUUUUAUUCCUUUGGAUGAAAUUGUAUCCAAAUGAAAUGCCUGCAUCUAUCUUAUUUAUUGUAAGUUUUUAAAUGUAUAAUUUGUCUUAUUUCUUAACCUCUUUUAUAUAUAAAAAAUGGAGAAGGUUUAUAUCACCUUCCGGCUUUUAAGCAAUUGGUCUAAGAUAUAUGUAAUCGUCUUAAUUAAAAAAACAACAGGAGAAAAAUCCCAUAAAAAUGAGAAAGUGGCAGUAGGUUGUUUUUAGAGUAUUAUUUUUUGUAACGGAGACAGAAUAUUUGUAUUGUUACAAUGUACAGAAGAAUUAGAUUGGAGAAUUAUCUUCAUGCCUUUGAGCGUGGAGGACUUACAGCAAAGCUGUAGCUACAGAGGACUUGUACAGCAAAGAAGUUCACUGUGUUCAAAUAAAGAGGUACAUUGUCGUAUAUAGUAUUUUAUACCACACAUUUAGACACAAAAACCAAACGGCAAUAUAUAUAAAUAAUUAUAUAUGAAUGCCAUGCCAGCGAUUGGUGGUGCGGCUUCUGUUUUAGGAAUAAAGUACG